AGAAAAUGCCCAAAAACAAAAAAUUAAAUAAAAAAUCAGCCUUAUCUGGCAAAGAUGAUCUUCUUCUCGACCUUGCCAAAAAUCCAAUAUUUAAUGAAAUGCCCAUCAAGAAAAAUAAAAUCAAGAUUGACAAGCGUUUUGAGGCAAUGCUUACUGACAAACGCUUCGAUGAUCGGGAUUUUCGUGUGGAUAAAAGAGGAAAACCAGUUAGAGGAAAAGGAGGAAACUUUGCGAAGAGAAUAUAUGAAAUGAGUGAAGGGAGCGAGGAAAGUGAUGAAAAGGGAAGUGAAGUUUACGAUGAGGAAGGAGAGGAAAAUGACGAUGAAGAUACCGAGGAAGUGGAUGAGGGCAAAAAUGGGAGUAACGAGGAAAAAAAUGAUGAGGAAGAAAAUGAUCAAGAAGAGAAGGAUGAUGACGACGAAGAUGACGAAUCUAGCGACGACGAUGAAUUGCCUCAAAUUUCAUUGGAUUUAGCUAGAGGUGAAGCACCGGACGUUAAUUCUAGUAGCAGUGAAGAUGAAGAAGAUAAAUCUGAGAUUUCUGAUGAAGAAAAUACUGGGCCAGACUUGGAAGAGGGAGUUAGACGUGUGGAAUGGGCAAGUACUCGCCUGGCAAUUUGUAAUAUGGAUUGGAGUAAAAUUAGUGCCGAGGCUUUAAUGAUUGUCAUCCAAUCACUAAAGCCGUCCUCAGGUGUAAUCCAUUCAGUUUCCGUUUAUCUGUCAGAUUUUGGAGCAGAACGUUUAGAAUAUGAAAAAUUACAUGGACCAAAGAUUAUCGUGCAACCAUCAAAAAGAAAAGAUCAAAGCGAUUUGGAAGAGCGAACUCGUCAAGCAAUUCACGCUUACGAACUCGAUCGUCUUCGUUAUUAUUAUGCUGUUUGUCAUUGUGAUACUUUAGAAACAGCAAUCGCCAUUUAUGAGGCCUGUGAUGGUGUUGAAUAUGAAUCCAGUGGUGAAAAUAGACUUCGUGACAGAGUAACCCAAGAAGAAAUUAAUUUGGCUAGAUUUAAACCAAAGAAUGUAAAAACCCAUCCAUUACAAUGCUCAAAUCCAAAGCUUAGCUGGGAAGAAGGAGAUUUGGAAAGAAAAAUGAAAAUGAAGAAUGCUUUUGGACCUGAAACAAAAUUGGAAGAUUUUGAAUCUUUAGUCGCCCCUGGUUCAGAUGAAGAUGAAGAGACACAGAAAAAUCGUUACCAAAUACUUAUUUCUGCUGCUAGAGAAUCAGCUUUGGAAAAAGGAGAUAUGUUUUCUGUUAAACAAUUUUCUAAUAAAGAAGAAAAGGAAGAAACCAAACUUUUGUCUGAUGAAAAGUUUGUGUCAUUAAAUGAUAAAAAAGAUGGAAUUGUGGAAGAUUCUGAUGAAGAUUCUGCUGAAAAUGAAGAAAUAACUAAAAAAAAGAAACAAACAAAAUUUCAAAUUUAUUUGGAAAGAAAAAAGAAAAUUAAAGCAGAAAGAAAGAAAAAAGAAUUGGAACAAAGAAAGGAAAGAAAGAGACAAAAUAAAGGAGAAAAUGAGGAAGAUGAUGGAAACAAUGAGAAAAAUGAUGAUAAUGCAAAUUGGCAUCAUGUAAAGAAAGAUGAAAGGUUUACAGCUCUCUUUCAUGAUAGUGCAUUUGCGAUAGAUAAAACACAUUCUCAAUAUAAAGGAGGGGAUUUAGCUAAUAGGCAGGUUUAUGGCAAAAUAUCGCAAAAAAGACGGAUAGAAACAACGACAAAUGAUUUAUUACCUGAUAUGGAGGAUAAUAAUUCUUUGGUAGAAAGAUUGAAAAGGAAACAAAAGAAAUUAAUGGAAAAUACAAAAAAAUUUAUCGAAAUGACCAGCACAAGUAGCACACCAGAAGAAGCAGGAAGUGAUGAUUCUUUUUAUGAUUCUGAUCUAGACGAAGAAUUCGCGGAUGCAGCAAAUCGUUCAGUUCAUGAUCCAAGCACACCUUUCGUUCCUGUUCAGGAAUCUCCCAGAGAGGAAAAGAAACUUGGCACAACUCUGUCUGGUAGAAGGUUAGGAUCUAUGGAUAGUGCAAAAGCAUCAAAAUCAGUUCUGGAAGAGUGCACAACAAUCCCAGAAGUUGACUCAACCGAUGAGGAAACGGAGAAUAUCAACAAAAACAGUCAGGUUAAUUUAAAUCUGACACCAAUGAGGACAUUUUCUGCUGCCAACAAAUCACCAAACCCUUCAUUUAUUCGGGCUUCCUUUUUUUAUUGUGAAGCAAAGGAGAAGUUAAACAAAAAUAAGGAUGAUAGAGAAGAAACACCUCCAUUGAAAGAAACUUCUUGUGUUGUUGAAGACAAUAUAACGUGUGAAAGGAGUGAAAAUAAAGAGACUUGA
Messenger RNA from Meloidogyne enterolobii, 2324 nucleotides. Lineage: Eukaryota; Metazoa; Nematoda; Chromadorea; Rhabditida; Meloidogynidae. The record is from the annotation of a GenBank genome assembly.